Messenger RNA from Penicillium hordei, 486 nucleotides. RefSeq lists its product as uncharacterized. The record is from RefSeq and is a predicted model, not a curated record. NCBI's taxonomy places the organism in Eukaryota, Fungi, Ascomycota, Eurotiomycetes, Eurotiales, Aspergillaceae. The transcript is spliced from 2 exons. The coding region runs from base 1 to 486 and encodes 161 amino acids.
AUGGAGCAGCAUCAUCAUCUCCCACUCUCCUUUGAGGAGUUUAUAGCCUUUCAACGCUCUGAGAGCCUUGCCGAAUACGAGGCCUGGGGACAAGCCGUGGUCCAAUACAACCAGCAGCUUGAUGAGCAGUCAGAUGCCACCACCUUAGCCAAUACCAGCACCGAGAUCCCCCUCGGUGAGAGUACCCGCCUCGACCACCCGCCCGUUAACGCGGCUGGGGAAAACCACAUCCUCAUAGCAUGCAAGCCAGACGACCCCAUCGCCCACGAACGGGUCAGGGAGAACACUGAGCGCCUGAUCAAUUCGGGUGUUGUUACCAAGUUGUGCAUCGACCGCACCUUUGAAGUCUCCCUCUUGGAGCGAACCGAGACUUCAGGAGCACUCCAGGAUAAUGCCGAGACUGACAAAAAGCGUGCCCGGGAGGCCCAUAUGCGCUUCUGGUCGGCAUUUAGAGGAAGUGACAAGGACAUUGAAAAUAGUCUUUAG